AGAAAACUGAUCAUAUAAGCAAUGAAAAUAAAAUAUUAAGCUAUCUUUGUUUACUUUUGUUCGUUGAAAAUCCCGUUACUGCAGCCGGACUCUUGUUGCGUAGCAACCAGUAAAGCUUUCAGUUGUCUAACGUGUGAAGCCGCAGCAGGACGGAGAGCUACCGAUCCGGUAACCGUUUGACUGACUACCGGAGACACCAAAGGAGACGUUUUGAUUGACUUUAGUACUUUAUCCGGUGAAUUUUUGGCUGUUUAACGGACAGCGGACAGUUUUGGGACUAACGCUCGGACCAAAAUGUCACAGAACAUCAGCUUGUCCGAGCUCCUCAACGUCUCCAUCAGGGAGCCCCGGGGAGGAACCGUUAACUUCUCCGCCCUCCACACGCUGCUGCUGGCCAUGCUAAAGCACCUGGACCUGCGGGAGGUGAGUAUCCCUUGGAUGAACCCUCCUCCUCCCGGGGACCCUCCGCUGGGAGUCUCCGCUCCGGCACCGGGGCGGCAGCGGGACCCGGAGGAGCGGCAACGCCGGGCCGAGAAGCUCAUCGCCAGGUCAGAGGAGGAAGCUCCGCCCGGCACCGAGCUCCAGGAGCGCACAGCGUCUCCUCCAUCUCCGCCCCCCGCCGGCUCCGGCUCCUCUCAGGCCGCUCAGUGGAGCCUCCAGACCCGCAUCCAGAAGUGUGAGGACAGCGUGAGUCAGGUGAUGAAAACCAUCGAGAAGCUUCACGACGAGAAAAACAACCUGAAGGAUGAAAUGAAGGCGCUGAGACAUGAACAGCAGCUGAGAAAAGUGGUUGGUGUCCAGAGUGAAGCAGCCGCUGCAGUGGAUCGCUGCUGCCACCGACUGGAUGCUCUGGAGGAAGCUGUGAGGUCUCUGAGGGCCUCGAUUCAGAAGAGUCCAGAAGAUCUGAGUCAGUUUGUGACCUGGGAUGCCAUUCAGUUGGGACUGCUGACUGACAGACAGAACCUGGACCAGGAGCUUGUACUUCCAGGAGUUACUGAUGGAUCCAUCGUAGUCCAACCUGCAGAAGAUCCUGACAGAACCACCAUCACUGCUCCCCCUCAGUCCAGUUCAUCCUCCUCCAUUACCCGACCGACAGAACCAACCGCAGAACCAGCAACCAUUCCUGAACAGACUUUAACCCAGCAGGCAGAUCCACAGAGUAGAGAUUCUGGUGGUUCUGCUGCUGCUGGUUCUUCUGUUUCUGCUGCUGCUGGUUCUUCUGCUGCUGAUCCUGCUGCUGGUUCUGCUGAUGGUUCUUCUGCUGCCAGCCAGCUGGAGGUCCGAGUCUCGGCACUGGAGAAAGGAAAAGUGGACCAGAGCCAGCUGACUCGCCUGAGAGAGAGCCUCACCAAUACAGGUUCUCGGGAGGCGUCUCACCUGAUGCAGCAGGUGAACCAGCAGAGAGCUCUGAUCGACAGCCUGCUGAGCGACAGGGAGAAGCUGGAAGAACUGGAGGACAUGAUCCUGAACCUAAAGAGGCCAGACACAGAACCCAGCUCAGAACCAGACAGUGUGGACUCAGAUAGACGAUGUCAGGAGCUCAGCCAGCAGGUGUCCUUCCUCAGGAGGUCUGUGCAGAAGCUGGAGGCGGAUUUGAAGCAGCUGAAGGUGAAACAGGUUCAGACUGAACAGAAACCAGCAGAUCAACAUCUACAAGAUCAGCUGGAUGAUCUGAGGAGUUUAUUAGAGGAGGUGAUGCUGAACCAGGAUCCUCAGAUGAAGGAUCAUGAAGACCAAUCAGAGAGUUCAACCAGCAGGAAGCCGAGGCUUCAGUUUAAAGUCAACGAUCAGCUGCAGGACUCAGAAAAUGAGACGAUCCAGCAGCAGAGUGAAGACAGAACACAAAGACUGCAGGAAAGACAGAAUGUGCAGCUGCUCAACGACGUCCAGAAUUCAGUUCUGCAGCUUCAGGCUGAUUAUGAAAAGCUGCAAGAAAUAACCGGAGGUUUGUGUGAAGACAGCCAACAGAUGCAGAACCACAUCGAGAAGCUGUUCAGGACGACGGAGCAGCUGGAGGUGAAGAAAGCCGACAAGCAGAUGGUGGAGACGGAAAUAAAAGCAGAUAAAUGUGUUCUGGACACAAAAGUGAGUCGGCUGCAGCUGGACCUGGUCCGAGAACAACUGACCUCCAUGUUCCACGAGCUGCUCAACAAGGUGACGGAUCAGGAACAAGACUGGAGCAAAGUGAUGGAAAGACUCUCCACUGAGAUGGAGUGUAAGCUGAACAGAAUCGAGUUGGACUCAGUGAAGAAGCAGCUGGAGGAUCUCUGGAAGAACAUCCAGGAGAAGCUUCAGGCUCAGGAGGCUCCAGAACACGAGGACGCUGCCGGAAUCAGGAAGCAGCUGGUUGACAGAUUCCACUGCCUCUCCUGCGACAGGCCGAUAGUCAAACACAUUCCUGGACCUCAUCUGGAGACACUGCCUUCGUCUCCAGCGUUUCCAUCCCAUAAGUCCAUGAGGCCGUUUACUGUCUACGCUGUGGAGCAGCUCCGGCAGCAGCAUAGGAGUCUGAAACCAGGAACGAACCGCUUCAACUUUAAGCUUCGUAACUCGGUCAGGAGGAGGCAGGUAGAGAACUUAGAGAAGCAGAACCAGAACCCAGCAGGAGACCAGCAGUGAGUCAGGAAGGAGGAGGAGCUUAAUGGAUUCACAUCGACUAAUAAAAACUGUUUCUAUCAGUUCAUCUGUUAUUUCACUCCUUAUUCAGAACACAGGUUUGAUUUUCAGUCAUGAACCUGCUGAAGCCUUUUCUGUCUCAUUUUCCUUCACCAUGAUCAGAGACAAAGAGCAGUUAGUACUUUUCCCUUAAGGUGUAAACUUUUAGAGGUAGAUAGAUUCUGAAUAGAAUCUGGUAAAUUCAUCAUUAACUGUCAAUAAAUCUCAAAUUUUUAUCUUCAAAUAUGUUUUGACAGAAUAAUGGAAAGAGACCAAAAUUACAGAAAAAGAUGUAGAAAUGACACGAAACAUGCAAAAAGGUGACAAAGAAACACAAAAAUCUGUAAAAAUGACACACAAGAUGCAAAAAGAUAACAAAAAGUGACAUAAAUGCACAAAAACAUGACAAAUUUUUUAAAAAAACGUGAAAAUAGCACAAAAAUAGGCAUAAAAGAUGCAAAAAUACACAAAUAGAUGCAGAAAUGACACAAAACAUGCGAAAAGAUAAUAAAAAUACACAAAAAGAUGCAAAAAUAAAAAUACACAAAAAGAUGCAAAAAUAAAAAUACACAAAAAGAUGCAAAAAGUAACACAAAUAUACACAGAUGCUGACAAAAAUACACAAACCAUGCAAAAAUAAAGCAAAAAUACACAAAAACAUGCUGUGAUUGAACAGUUUAUUUGCUAGUUUUCACUGUUAUACAUGUUAAGUAAUACUUUUCAUCACUAAAGAAUGAUGGGACAAAGUGCAAAAAGAUGAGAAAAAUACACAAAAAGAGGCAAAAAUAACACAAAAGAUCCAAAAAAAACACAAAAGAUGCAAAAUUUCACAAAAGAUAAAAAUACACAAAAGAUGCAAAAAUGACAAAAAUGCACAAAAAGAUGCAAAAAUACAAAUACACAAAAAGGUACAAAAUACGCAAAAUACACAAAAAGAUGCAAAAAUAACACAAAAAUACACAGAGGCUGACAAAAAUACACAAAACCAUGCAAGAAGAGGACAAAAAUACACAAAAAGAUGAGAAAAAUACACAAGAAGAUGAGGAAAAUACACAAAAAGAAGCAAAAAUAACACAAAAGAUGCAAAAAAUCAGAAAAAGAUGCAUUAUUAUUAUUGUUGUUAUUAUUACUGCUAUGUCAGUAGU
Molecule: messenger RNA, 3800 nt
Organism: Amphiprion ocellaris (clown anemonefish)
Lineage: Eukaryota; Metazoa; Chordata; Actinopteri; Pomacentridae
Exons: 16
Coding region: 295-2619 (774 amino acids)
Source: RefSeq, a predicted model, not a curated record